Messenger RNA from Elaeis guineensis (African oil palm), 1763 nucleotides. Its product is annotated as CBL-interacting protein kinase 1. Gene Ontology annotation, biological process: protein phosphorylation; signal transduction. NCBI's taxonomy places the organism in Eukaryota, Viridiplantae, Streptophyta, Magnoliopsida, Arecales, Arecaceae. The record is from RefSeq and is a predicted model, not a curated record. Gene Ontology annotation, molecular function: protein serine/threonine kinase activity; ATP binding.
AUGAGAAGCUGCGGCCCCUCCGCUGUCGGACUCUCACCGCAUCCACUUGUGCUUUACCCUUCUCUGCCGUUUCUGCCUCCUCCGACGUCGCCGUAUCGCCACCUUUGCAGCGCGUUGCAGGAAAGGGGAUCCGGCAACCAUCCCGUCUAUAUAAACCCCCCCUGGAGCCAGGAAGGCCCUUUACUCUCAGGCGAAGUUAUUAUUCGGAUCCGGUCACCUCGGGAAGAGCAGACGAGAGAAAGGAAAGGGAGGUCGCUGGAGUGGGAGGGAAUGCAACUGGGGAAGUACGAGAUCGGGAGGACGCUCGGGGAGGGGAACUUCGGGAAGGUGAAAUACGCGCGCCACGUGGAGACCGGGCAGGCCGUCGCCGUGAAAAUUCUCGACCGGAAGCGCAUCCAAUCCCUCAAGGUCGACGACCAGAUAAAAAGGGAGAUUGGAACGCUGAAGCUGUUGAAGCAUCCGAACGUCGUCCGAUUAUAUGAGGUUUCAGCGAGCAAAACUAAGAUCUACAUGGUCCUUGAGUAUGUGAAUGGUGGUGAAUUAUUCGACAAAAUUGCACAGAAAGGGAAGCUGCCAGAACAAGAAGGGCGAAGGCUUUUCCAGCAGCUAAUUGAUGCUAUAAGUUAUUGCCAUGAUAAGGGUGUUUACCACCGGGAUUUAAAGCCGGAGAAUGUUCUUGUUGAUGCAAAGGGGAACAUAAAGGUAUCUGAUUUUGGCCUCAGUGCUUUACCUCAGCAUCUUGGGAAUGAUGGUUUGCUGCAUACAACCUGUGGCAGUCCAAACUAUAUUGCCCCGGAGGUCCUUGCCAACAGAGGAUAUGAUGGUGCCAGGUCAGAUAUCUGGUCUUGUGGUGUCAUCCUAUAUGUUAUUCUUAUGGGAUAUCUUCCAUUCGACGAUAGAAAUCUUGCUGUUCUCUAUCAGAAGAUAUUCAGGGGAGAUACCCAGAUCCCUAAAUGGCUAUCUCCUGGUGCUCAAAAUUUUUUACGGAGAAUUCUUGAUCCGAAUCCUAUCACCCGAAUAAAUGUAGCUGAAAUUAAAGCACAUGAGUGGUUUAAGCAAGAUUAUACUCCUGUUAUUCCGAAUGAUGAUGAUGAUUAUAUGAGCAUUGAUAAUGCAGCUUUCUCGAUUAAAGAGCAUAAUGAGGGAGAUUUUCUGCUGUCGCCCACCCACAUCAAUGCUUUUGAGCUUAUUGGAAUGUCUUCAUACCUUGAUCUUUCUGGCUUUUUUGAAAAAGAGGAUGUUUCUGAAAGGAAGAUCAGAUUCACAUCCAAUUAUCCACCACAGGAUUUGUUUAAAAAGAUCGAAGAUAUUGUUACAGAAAUGGGGUAUCAAGUCCAAAGAGGGCAUAGAAAGCUGAAAGUCAUGCAACAAUUCAAAGGUGCAAAGACCGUAAGAUCCCUUUCCGUUGCUGCUGAGGUGUUCGUGCUCGGUCCAUCUCUAUAUGUUGUGGAACUAAGAAAAUCAUAUGGAGAUUCCUCAUUGUACAGACAGUUGUGUACAAAGCUAUCAAAUGAUUUAGGUGUCUGUAAAAGCCAGCAGCUUUUGAAGACACAAUCUUGUUUGCCAGAGCUUGCUGGUUUUGAAGGGGAGAUGCCUGUUGCUGCUUUGUGAUCAAUAAGAAUUUGUAUCUCUUAGGAUGCAGAAUGAAAAAUAAAUUUUUCCUCAUUCACAUAGGCCCAUGUAAAAAAGAAUUAUGUUAGAAUUGUAACAGUGUACAUACAUUCUGGAUUUGAAAGGCCUCUUUUCUUACCAAACUUGAUGGA